This is a messenger RNA of Blastomyces dermatitidis ER-3, 557 nucleotides long. RefSeq lists its product as uncharacterized. The record is from RefSeq and is a predicted model, not a curated record. The transcript has a single exon. Bases 87 to 395 code for a protein of 102 amino acids. Lineage: Eukaryota; Fungi; Ascomycota; Eurotiomycetes; Onygenales; Ajellomycetaceae.
ACAAGUUUGAUUUUACUGCUCUAGAUGGCAAAGAGAGAUGGACAGCAUACAGAUUCAGAUUCACAAGAAAUGUCUACGAUAUAUGGAUGCCAACUCAUUUUAAGAGAAUAUGCCAACUACCUCCUCUGCGGAACAAACAAAAGUAUUCAAGCGGCCAAGAAAGAAGCAGUAACUUUAUACAGCCCUCUCGCCCUAAAGUAACUCAGCAAAUUCACCUACCCUUACUCAGUUUCCUGCUCUCGGAAUAUCCAUGUUUUGGCGAGAGACUUGAAGAUCACGCAAAAUACGUCCCAGCUUUAGCAAGGAGAAGGCGAACAUGCAGAAGUUGGCAUUCAUCAACCAGGGUUGACAAUUGGACAGAUAAUCUUAAGGGAUACGGGAAUAUCAGUCGCUAGCAUAAACCCCAGUCUACUGUUAACAGAAGUUUUGUAUUCAAUCUUAGUUUCUUCUCACUCAACAAAUUAUCGGAGGCUUUUCUUCUAGAAUUGCACUCGCACCCAUAAUUUCUCCUGUCAACCCCUGCGUCGCAUCAACGUGUUAGAGUUACCGCUUGUGCU